Aphanomyces astaci is the source of this 1045-nucleotide messenger RNA. RefSeq lists its product as hypothetical. The transcript has 2 exons. The record is from RefSeq and is a predicted model, not a curated record. NCBI's taxonomy places the organism in Eukaryota, Oomycota, Saprolegniomycetes, Saprolegniales, Verrucalvaceae. Gene Ontology annotation, biological process: sterol biosynthetic process. Gene Ontology annotation, molecular function: iron ion binding; C-4 methylsterol oxidase activity. The coding region runs from base 62 to 946 and encodes 294 amino acids.
UGAUGACAUUCAGUCUGGGUUCAAUUGCCAACUCGACCUCCUUUGCUCACACCGCGCCACCAUGGAGCAGCUACAUGCCGUCCUCCAUAGCUACAAUACCCUAAGCACCUUGGAGCCCACAUGGGCGGCAUGGACUGCGGACUUGUCUCCGUUCGACUUGGCCUUCACGUACACGGCAGUGGUGUCGUCGGCCGCGCUGUUUGGCGGGUCGUUUGUAUACUUCAUCUUGGAUUACCAACCCAGUCUCCGCAAGUACAAGCUGCAGCCUACUCGGUUGCCAACGUUGGGGUUGUACUGGAAGUGCUUGAAGCUAUCAGUGCUCAACCAAGUGGUGCUGCAUGGCGCAGUGUUGGCCGGGCUGUUGUACCUGUGGGGCCACUUGGCGACGUUCUCUGCGUCCGCGCCACUUCCAGUGCCCACCACGAUCCUGUACGAACUGGUCAUGUUUGUGUUAGUCGAGGACGCGACGUUUUACUGGGUCCAUCGGGCAUUGCAUUGGAAAAAGGUUUACAAAUACGUUCACAAAGUGCACCACGAGUUCACGGCGCCAUUUGGUUUAACGGCCGUGUACACACACCCUGUGGAGGAAUUGGCGACGAUCCUGGCGACGCUAGCUGGCCCGUUGAUCUUUGGCAGCCACAUCUUGUGUCUGUGGGUGUGGCUGGUGCUUCGGACGAUUGAAACGAUUGAUUCCCACUCUGGCUACGACUUUCCAUUCACUUUGGGCCACUUUUUUCCAUUGCUCAGUGGCCCAGCACGUCAUGACUAUCACCACGAGAAAUUCGACUGCAAUUAUGGCUCCACGUUGGCAUUUUGGGAUUGGUUCUGCGGUACCGACAAGGCCUUCCGAGCACUACAGUACGAAAAGGCUAGUAAAGGCGAACGGGCGUGGUUUGACGUGUUUGACUAUUGCACGCAGAUCAUGGCCAAGACAAAGGAUAUAUGAAAAAGGGAUGUAAUUUCGGUGGAGUAAAUCACGAAGAACCCGCUCAUACGUGCAGUAUCUUUCGGGGUACUACUGUAGUUUGAUGUUCAACCGUUCGUU